Messenger RNA from Entamoeba invadens IP1, 1710 nucleotides. RefSeq lists its product as hypothetical. Gene Ontology annotation, biological process: maturation of SSU-rRNA from tricistronic rRNA transcript (SSU-rRNA, 5.8S rRNA, LSU-rRNA). NCBI's taxonomy places the organism in Eukaryota, Evosea, Mastigamoebida, Endamoebidae. Bases 1 to 1710 code for a protein of 569 amino acids. Gene Ontology annotation, molecular function: protein binding. The transcript is spliced from 2 exons. The record is from RefSeq and is a predicted model, not a curated record. Gene Ontology annotation, cellular component: nucleolus.
AUGCAAACCCUGAAAGUCUUUGAUAAGGAGCAGAACCGUUUUGUUCAAGUCACGAGUGACAAUCACAUCCAGGUUUUCAGUACGUUGACAAACAAAAUGCAAGCGGAGUGUUACGACAAAGAAACCCUUGACUGCGAACCAUCAGCCAUUGCGAUAUGUUCUGAAGGUGUUGAAACUCCACAAAAGGGCGAGACGAAAAACAAACUUUCUGUGGCGGUAGGAAACCCACACGGUCGUGUAGUAGUAUGGGAUGUGAACAAUUCGAAGCAGACAGGGUUUUACGAUACCUCAUCGCCCGUGACUGCUGUUGCCUUGUCGACGAAAUUUUUGUACAUUGGAACGUCGAUUGGGGAAAUGCUCGUGAUCAACUUGGAGUCGACUGAGAAGCGCACUUUAAGUGUGAAUCAGAGUGGAGUCAGUGUGAUUAAACUGAUUGGAAAUCUGAUCAUAGCUGGUGGCAUAGAAGUGAAAAUAUACAACAAAGUGACGCUUGAGAAAAUUAUUAAGCAAUCGAUCCACCUUACUUCUCUGAGAGGAAUAGUUAACAUCAGUAAUGAACAGUUCAUCACUUACUCUGAUGAGAAACAUAUGUUCUUAUGCAACACAACAGAUAGAAAUAGAAUGCUCACAUUCUCAACAGACUCUUCUCCAGUUGUGGUCGACGCACUUUUCAUCGAUAAGUUUAACUUACUUGUUGCUGCUUUAUUGGACAAUUCGAUGAUCGACGUCUAUUUGUAUAACACUAAGACUAAAACAGUCAAGCCGAUCAUUCCAGACUCGAAAAUCAAAGUGACCAAUUGUGUUAGCCUUUGUCUGUUUACUGAUAGAGUGAUGGUGGCCUUAGAGAGAUCUGGGAAGUUGUAUUUCCAACAAACCAAAUUGCUUGAGAAAGGAAAGGUCAUUGAGAAGAUUAAAGAGAUUGUCAUCGACGACUCUGUUGACAAAACUAGUGCUGGGAACAAUAAAAUGAUUGUCGAAUCGAAAAUGAUGGAAGUCGUCCGCCCUGAGGACUUGGAAGAGAACACCCAAAAUGAAAAGGCGACUUUCCAACAGAAGUUGAAGGCCAUUGAACAACUUGGAACGAAAAAGCCAGAGACGAUUGAGUUGGCCAAAAACGGAGUUGUCUUGACUUUGACAAGAGCGUUGGAUACACAAGACCAAACAUUGAUAGCUAGAUGCUUGAAUAUCGACGACACCACGGUCAUUACUACUACUGUAGCCAAUUUGCCAGUGGAUUACGUCAUUCAGUUACUUGAUAUUGUCUGCGACUUAUUCACUAACACCCCAACAAAGGCAUUUGUUGCUACAUUGUGGCUGAAAAGCAUCUUUGAAUUGCAUUUGUCUUACUUGAUGAGCGUCAAGGAAGUCCACAAGAGUAUUGCGAAGUUGUACUCCAUCAUUGAAAACAGAACAACUUGUUAUAAGGGCAUGCUCCGAUUACACGGAAGAAUGAACUUGUUGUUGACACAGAUCGAAAAGAAGGAGAAGGUGAAAAAGGAAGCGAAGUGCGGCAGUUAUGUUGAGAAGGGGAACGCAAUGGAGACGGAGAGUUACAGUGAAGAAGAACAGAUGGAAGAAGAAAGCUCAUCAGAAGAAGAAGCACCUCAAGUCAAACUAAAUAAACAAGCUGUAUCUGAGGAUUCGUCGUCUGAAAGUAUGUCUGGGUCCGAAUCACAAUCCUCAUCGAAGUCCAGUUCAGAGUCUGAUUGA